AUGGUUUUGUACACGACCCCCUUUCCAAACAGCCGUCUGUCUGCCCUGCACGCUGUGUCCUGGGCUCUCAUCUCCCCGUGCUACUGCCUGGCAGACCGGCUCCUGACGCCCUUCACUUCCAUCGCUAGCAAGUGCCGCCAGUCGGACAGCCGGUGCUACCUGCAGCUGCUCUGCAUCCUCCUCUUCACGCCCAUCUACCUGGCGCUCCUUGUCGCUGCCCUGCCCUUCGCAUUUCUUGGGUUCCUCCUCUGGUCGCCCCUACAGUCUGUCCGCUGGCCCUACAUCUACUCGCGGCUGGAGGACAAGGGCCCGGCUGGUGGGGCGACUCUGCUCGGUGAAUGGAGGGGGACCGGUACUGCCAGAAGCUUCUGCUUUGCCACCGCCAACCUCUGCCUCCUCCCCGAAUCGCUGGCGAGGCUCAACAACGUUUUUCACGUACAAGCACGGGCCAAAGAGAUCGGGCAGAGAAUCCGCAACGGGGCCAGCCGGCCCCAGAUCAAGAUCUACAUUGACUCUCCCACCAACACCUCCAUCAGCGCGGCCAGCUUCAGCAGCCUGGUGUCACCGCAAGGCAGCGACGGCGUGGCCCGGACUGUCCCUGGGGCCAUUAAGAGGACAGCCUCUGUGGAAUACAAAGGCGAUGGCGGACGCUGCCCCAGUGACGAGGCCGUGAACGGCCUGGCGUCCGGGGACCUGACAAACGGCGGCGGCAGCCCAGAUGAAGCCUGCAUCGUGCGCAUCGGCGGCGAAGAGGGGGGCCGGCCCCCUGAAGCAGACGACCCUGUCGCUGGAGGCCAGGCCAGGAACGGGGCCGGCGGGGGCCAGAAAGGCCAGGUGCCCAACCACAGCCAACGGGAUGGGGACUCCGGGAGCCUGGGCAGCCCCUCUGCCUCCAGGGAGUCCCUGGUGAAGGCGCGCGGCGCGGCAGACAGCGGCGGCGGGGAGCCGGCUGCCAACAGCAAGCUCCUGUACAAGACCUCGGUGGUGAAGAAGGCGGCCGCGCGCAAGAGGCGGCACCCGGACGAGGCCUUCGACCACGAGAUCUCGGCCUUCUUCCCCGCCAACCUGGACUUCCUGUGCCUGCAGGAGGUGUUUGACAAGCGAGCAGCCGCCAAGUUGAAAGACCAGCUGCACGGCUACUUCGAGUACAUCCUGUACGACGUCGGGGUCUACGGCUGCCGCGGCUGCUGCAGCUGCCGGAACUGCUGCGGCUGCUGCAGCUUCAAGAUCCUCAACAGCGGCCUCUUCUUCGCCAGCCGCUACCCCAUCAUGGACGCCGCCUAUCACUGUUACCCCAACGGGCGGGGCGAAGAUGCUCUCGCCUCCAAGGGAGCGCUGUUUCUCAAGGUGCAGGUGGGAAGCACACCUCAGGACCAAAGAAUCGUCGGAUACAUCUCCUGCACACACCUGCAAGCCCCAUUAGAAGACAGCGCCAUCCGCUGUGAGCAGCUGGACCUGCUGCAGGACUGGCUGGCCGAUUUCCGAAAAUCUACCUCCUCGUCCAGCACAGCCAACCCCGAGGAGCUGGUGGCAUUUGAUGUCAUCUGUGGAGAUUUCAACUUUGACAACUGCUCCUCUGAUGACAAGCUGGAGCAGCAGCACUCCCUGUUUACACGCUACAAGGACCCCUGCCGCCUGGGCCCUGGGGAGGAGAAGGCAUGGGCCAUAGGUACCCUGCUGGACACGAACAACCUCCAUGAUGAGGACGUGUGUACCCCAGACAAUCUGCAGAAGGUCUUGGAGAGUGAGGAAGGCCGCAGGGAGUACCUCGCGUUCCCCCGCAGCAAGAGCCCCGGCGCAGGCCAGAAGGGGCGCAAGGACCUGCUGAAGGGCAACGGCCGGCGCAUCGACUACAUCCUGCACGGGGAGGAGGGGCUGGGCCCCGACUGGAAGGCCGAGGUGGAAGAAUUCAGUUUUAUCACCCAACUGUCCGGCCUGACUGACCACCUCCCAGUGGCCAUGCGGCUGAUGGUGUCCACUGGCGAGGAGGAGGUGGCGUAG
Orycteropus afer afer is the source of this 2001-nucleotide messenger RNA. It is a transcript of the gene SMPD3, whose product is annotated as sphingomyelin phosphodiesterase 3. The coding region runs from base 1 to 2001 and encodes 666 amino acids. Gene Ontology annotation, cellular component: cytoplasm; extracellular region. Gene Ontology annotation, biological process: sphingomyelin metabolic process. Gene Ontology annotation, molecular function: sphingomyelin phosphodiesterase activity. NCBI's taxonomy places the organism in Eukaryota, Metazoa, Chordata, Mammalia, Tubulidentata, Orycteropodidae. The transcript has 7 exons. The record is from RefSeq and is a predicted model, not a curated record.